Molecule: messenger RNA, 897 nt
Organism: Amphimedon queenslandica
Lineage: Eukaryota; Metazoa; Porifera; Demospongiae; Haplosclerida; Niphatidae
Product: thiamin pyrophosphokinase 1-like
Exons: 8
Coding region: 95-847 (250 amino acids)
Biological process (GO): thiamine metabolic process; thiamine diphosphate biosynthetic process
Molecular function (GO): thiamine binding; ATP binding; thiamine diphosphokinase activity
Source: RefSeq, a predicted model, not a curated record
CGAAGAAUCAAACCGGAAGUGAAAUGAAACCGGAUGUGUGAAAUCAAGCGGAAGUUACGUCAUAAAAUGCCAGAUUUACUUCCGGUGUAAAAACAUGGAGUGUUCACCUUUGCAUAUUGGUGAAGGCACAGAAGAGAAGCAGGCUCUGCUCUUAUUGAACAAUGGGUCUUCUUUAGGACCACUGGAGAAUUUCCUACUUAAAAACUGGAAAAAAUUUGCUUUUAGAGUGUGUGCUGAUGGUGGCUCCAACUCAUUGCAUGAUACACUAACUGAAGAACAUAGAGUAAAUUUUAUUCCAAACGUUAUUAUUGGAGAUAUGGAUUCAAUACGACCUGAUGUAAAAGAUUAUUAUGAAUCAAAAAAAUCAGAGAUCAUAAGGAAACAUGAUCAAGACAGUACUGACUUUAGCAAAGCAUUAACUUACCUGUCAACAGAAAAGCCAGAGUGUGCUACAGUGUAUGUUCUAAACAGAAUGUGGGGAAGAUUUGAUCAAAUGCUUGGGAAUGUACACGAGCUUUACAAAGCAGCUGCUAAUCAAAGAGUAUACCUUGUAACUGAAGACUCAGUUUUAAUGCUAUUGAAUCCCGGUACUAAUAUUAUUCAUUUGAAAAGAGAAUUGGUGGAAGGCCAUUGUGGCAUAAUACCAUUAGGAGAAUCAUGUGAUCAAUGUUGGACCACUGGACUGGAAUGGAAUCUUGAUGGUGAAGAAAUGAAGAUAGGAGGAUUGAUCAGUACAUGUAAUUUGCUAAAAUCAGAUCUUGUGCCACAUCCACAAGACUACACUGUGACUAUUAAAUGCACUCAUAAAGUUGUAUUCUCUUUUUCACACAAACUAUGUAAUGUAUAACUAUAAUACAAAUUGAUACACUAAAACUAGUAAAAACAUUUCAACAGUUA